AGCUGGUGAGAGGACUCAGGUGGUUACAGAUGCGCUUUAAAGUCGAUAUUUCAUUUCAGAUUCAAUCCUAGUAUCACAUGUUUUCCCAACACGUUGCGUCUUGAUUAGGUUAUUUGCACAUCCUGCAUGCUGGUUGGUUGAGAGACAAUCAUCCCAUCGCCGUGAAACAAACUCGGUUCGCUCUACAACGAGGAGGAAGAGAGGAAGGGAGCACAUCGUGUCUCCACGCACCGCUUUCAUUUCUGUCAAAUAAGAAGGCUAUUUGACAAUAGCCGGCACGGACUGUAGGGUCUGUGGAGGAGGUGAACUAGUGCAAUGAUGACGGGCAAAUCUGUGAAAGACGUUGACAGGUACCAGACUGUCCUCAACUCUUUAUUGGCACUGGAGGAGAAUAAAUUCUGCGCUGACUGUGAAUCGAAAGGUCCAAGAUGGGCAUCCUGGAAUUUGGGCAUCUUUAUCUGUAUCCGAUGUGCUGGUAUUCAUCGUAAUCUUGGGGUCCACAUCUCCAAAGUUAAGUCCGUCAACCUGGACCAGUGGACACAGGAACAAGUCCAGUGUGUUCAGGAGAUGGGAAAUGCCAAGGCCAAACGUCUCUAUGAAGCAUUCCUACCUGAGUGCUUCCAACGGCCCGAGACGGACCAGUCGGCAGAGAUGUUCAUCAGGGACAAGUAUGAUAAGAAGAAGUACAUGGAUAAGGUCAUUGACAUCCAGAUGCUGAGGAAAGAAAAGAGCUGUGACAACAUACCCAAGGAACCAGUUGUGUUUGAGAAAAUGAAACUGAAAAAAGAAGUCAGCCCGAAGAUAGAUUCUCAGUCUGUUACAGACCUGCUUGGAUUAGAUGUCCCUGCUCCAAGUCCUGCAGCGUCUAAUGGUGGAGGAUGUGUUCCAGACAGUAAUAGGAGCCCAGUGGUGUCUAAUCCAGCUCUGGCACACUCUGCCUUGGAUCUCUUCAGCUCUUUGCCAGCCCCCUCCUCUGCUUCCUCCACAAAAACCACACCUGUUUCCAGCUCCUUGUCUCAGAGCAGAGUGACUGCCUCGGUGCCUGAAAACCUCAGUCUGUUUCUGGAUCCUGCAGCCAAAGCAAGGGAAAGCACCGUCAAGAAACUGUCCAAGGACUCUAUUCUCUCCCUGUAUGCCUCCACCCCCUCAGUGCAUGGCAGCAGUAUGGUCACUCAUGCAGGCUUGUACAUGAACCAAAUGGGAUACCCGACGCACCCGUACGGUUCGUACCACUCCUUAGCUCAAGCAGGGGGAAUGGGGGGCACCAUGAUGGCAUCACAGAUGGCCAUGAUGGGACAGCAACAGAGCAGCAUGAUUGGAGUUCAACAAAACAGCAUGAUGGGACAGCAAAAUGGCUUAAUGGGUACCCAGGGUGUCAUGGCUCAGCCUAGCGGAGUAGUGGCACCACCUUACAUGACCCAAGGCAUGAUGGGACAGCAGCAGAGCGGAAUGAUGGUGCCACAACAGAACGGCAUUAUGGGACAGCAGCAGAGCGGACUGAUGGUGCAGCAGCAGAGCGGGCUGAUGGUGCAGCAGCAGCAGAGCGGACUGAUGGUGCAGCAGCAGAGCGGGCUGAUGGUGCAGCAGCAGCAGAGCGGGCUGAUGGUGCAGCAGCAGCAGAGCGGGAUGAUGGGACAUCAGCAGGUUGGAGGUUUGGCCUUGUUACCUCAGCAGCCAGUGUACGGCUUACAUCAAGCCCAGCAGCUACAGUGGAACAUUACCCAGGUGACUCAGCACAUGGCUGGCAUGAAUCUCUACAACACCAAGGGCAUGAUGGGAUACAGUAGUCAACAGAUGGGAGGGUCAACAACUCCAGGCUCAGCACACAUGACAGCACAUGUCUGGAAAUGAUAUAAUCUAACCUGAAAGUGGUAACUCCAGUAACCCACAAAACCGAGGGGAAACAGUUGUAGGAAUCUGUGGAUUAGACUCUCCAUAAGACGUUUUCUAAUGCAAGGGAGGAGGAGGAGGAGACAAGAAAAAGGUUUGAGAAACCACUACUACCUCUCUUUCUCUCUCCUCACCCAUGCUUCCUCUUCCCGUCUCAUCCAUGGCCAUAUUUUGCAGAUUUCCAUGCUUGCCUUCAGAACAUUUUCGUAUGACGACGUAGACAACAGGGUUCAGAGGCCACUGGUUAGGACUACACAUUUGUCGUUGUACCAAGCCUUUAUGUGAGUGUGUGUGCGUGUGCGCGCACAUCUGCUGUAUGUUAGUUUUCACUAACUAGUUUUUUGACAAUUUUUACCGUUUUGCUUACUCACUUAUCAAAGUCAGAAGACACAUGGAUGCAUUUUCUGUCUCUUUGUGUCAAUGGAAGGCAGUUUGAAGGUAUUGAGGUAAGCCUAGCUUAGCUCACUUGGUUGAUCUGCUUGAGCUCUGUUCGGAACAAGACACAUUUCUCUUUAAAGAAGUAACUUUGUUGCAAGGCUAAAUAAUUCUCUAAUUCGCAAUUCUUAUUAUCUGAAAUUACUUUUCCAAGUUGCUAUAACAUAGCCACAUUUGUAACAUUAGUACUUUGAAUGUAACUCCAUUAUUCAGUCACCUAGCGCAUGUUAUUAAAAUGUAAAAAUGCUGCUGGUUAACUCUAUUAAAUGGCAUUUUUAUUUUGCUGCAAAGGUUUGCGUAGGGAAAACUUUGUGACCGAAUCAUGGAGUAAUGUACAGAGUGGUGAGUCAUACACAGGGGCUAGCUGCAAUUAUAUGUGUAAAGGAGUAACUACUCAGUCAGCUUUCAUGCAUAUAGGGGUUAAAAGUUUGAUAACCUCAAAAAAUAGAUACGGUUUAAGGUGGGAUAACAUUUUAAAAAUGUCUCUCUACUUAUGAGAGGAGCAACUGCUAAUUAGUGUAGGGUAUUCAGGAAUCAAUUGAAAAUGGGCUAGGUGAGGCUAGGCUAAUCAUCUAACCAUAACGCUACAUGUAGGGGAGAAAUGAAUCUGUCUGCAUCUCUGUAAGUAGGGGAAAUGAGUAAAAUCCCAUAAAAACCAAGAUACUUACGCUUUCCUACCUGUCCAACAUUUUUUUUAAACUCCUUUAUGUGUUGAUAAGUUCCUAGAUCCACACUGUUAGAGGCAAGUUAGAGCAGCUACAGAAAUCUACCUAAACCGUCCUUAAUUAUGAUGUCUUCUACUCGAUUUACAGAGGGCUUCUUUUAGAAUCAAUAUCUAAUCUAGACUUUAAGUGUCAAAAGUCCUACACUGGAUUUUAGGAGACCAAAGAUCAACACUAGCUUUAUUAUGGUUGUACAGUACUCAAAUAUGCUUUGUUACUUCUGUAUAGCCACAAAACUAGUGAUUCGUAGAAAAUUCAAUCCUUUAACAGUAUGUUUGGUCACACCUGCUCUCACAGGAUGAAUGUUUGAGUCUAUCAGUUCACUGUGCUAUUGCUUCAGCAUGUGUGGGACACUUAAAAAACUAAUCACUUGCAUGCAAUGCCAUCAUUUAAAUGUUGAGUUGAUGCUCACACACCUCAAGCUAAGAAUCUACCUUGUACAAUAAAGGCCUCAAAUAAAGUUGAAUGUCUGUAAAUAAGACAGAAAUAGAGAGGUGGCAACAGAGACAAAAAAAACCUUUAAAGGUACCGAAUGGUCAUGUUUCAGAUGCUUUCACUGAAUUGCAUGAAGAUAAUGUUUAUCUAGCUCUGAUUGUGUGUGCUGUAUGUUAAUUAAGAUAUCUGAAUGUGUCUCUGGAAUGUGUAUCUUUGAAUGUUCCUCUCUAUGUGUCGAUCAGUCUCUGAUCAAGACCAACACAUGACGACAAAAAAUCUUGAUGAAUGUGUGUCCUGAAUGUGUUCACGAUUGUACUCAACUUGCCUUGAGUAUACGCACCUAAGGUGUGUUUGUUUUUUGAUAUCUUUUGAUUCUCGUCAAGCAAUGUACACGUCUUUUGAAUGUUCUGUGGUCGACAGGUUUGGUGGCGAGUUGUUAAAUGCAUCUACGCUUUACAGUAAUUGUUUUACCGUCGAGUUAGGAGCAAACUGUGACGCAUUUACAGGUCAUGCGAAGGCGUUUACAAUUCGGCCAAACCACAUUGUGAAGCAAAAGUGAUUGCACGUCCAUAAUCUGUCACCUCUGAAUAUUUAGUUAACUCUUCUACAUGUCUCCCACACAAGCCCACACAAGCCAUCUCUCUGUCCUGGUUUCUGUAAAAGCAUUUUUAAAUAUGUUCAUUCUUAUAAAUGCACGAAGCCAUAAGUGUAAAUAAUCUCAGUUUUUCCUCUUUUUUUUUCUGAAGAAGCACUUUGGUGUUAAGUUGCCACUCUGAAUAUGGGGAGGUAAAAAUGUAAGCGGUGCAGAUAAGAAAAAGUGAACACACACUGGCAUAACAAGAGAAGGUUAAUAGCUAGUUAAUAGCUGCCAAUUAACAAGCAGCAUUACUUUCUCACCUCAGAAACUCAUUGUCCAUUCCUGCCUAGUGUUCCUUUCAAAUUCAGCUCACAUGGUGGCAGUUUAAGCAACAGCUGGACAGCAGCAAGUCACCUUCCCUCCCGAGAGCAAUAUUACCGUUAGAGAAUGUGUCAUCUCUGCAGUAUAGCAGCAGAUCUGCAGUUAUAGUGAAAUGAGAAGUAUCUGGAAAAGCAGCGGAAAUCCAUUUCUGUGUUGGCGACAAGGCUCCACCUGAGCUUUUUCAUUUGUGGUUAUCUUUAACUUUAGGUUGCCUGUAAUCGGUUCCUUUUUUUGUCUGGUAUAUUUUCUGUGAAAUAAAAGCAAAUAAAGGAAUGUAUCUUUUUAUGUACUUGUCAAUCAAGAUAUUGUGUACUUUAUUCUUUAUCAGAAUAUCACUGUAUAUUAUGUUUCUUAAACAAAGGUUGUUGAAUUGUACUUUAUAUUAGUUCUGCAUUUUGCAUUUGCUUUGCCCCUUUGAUUUCAUGUCUACACAAGUUAGUCGAUUCAAUUUGAGAAUAUGUAUGUAACAUAUGAUACUUGUGUCUGUGAAAAUAUACAAAAUUAAUAUGGUUUUGAUUAAAUUCUAUACCUUG
Molecule: messenger RNA, 4973 nt
Organism: Scomber scombrus (Atlantic mackerel)
Lineage: Eukaryota; Metazoa; Chordata; Actinopteri; Scombriformes; Scombridae
Gene: smap2
Product: small ArfGAP2
Exons: 9
Coding region: 316-1851 (511 amino acids)
Biological process (GO): regulation of clathrin-dependent endocytosis
Molecular function (GO): GTPase activator activity
Source: RefSeq, a predicted model, not a curated record